Molecule: messenger RNA, 7710 nt
Organism: Physella acuta
Lineage: Eukaryota; Metazoa; Mollusca; Gastropoda; Physidae
Biological process (GO): cell differentiation; hormone-mediated signaling pathway; positive regulation of transcription by RNA polymerase II
Molecular function (GO): RNA polymerase II cis-regulatory region sequence-specific DNA binding; zinc ion binding; nuclear receptor activity
Source: RefSeq, a predicted model, not a curated record
CAAGCAAGUCGUCAUCAACAUGGCGAAAACAGCUUAGCUCAGUGUAGUCUUCAAUACUGGGUCAUCCACUGGGGUGUGCACUCCUGGCCAAUAUUUUUUGUACCGCACACCGUCACAUGAUCCAGUCACGGAGGUAUAAAACGUGGCAACUAUCUCAAGCCUUCUCGAGUCACGGAGGUACCAAACGUUGUGAGGCCGCCUCAGUGUUUAGUCGUACACGAGUUGUUUAUUGAUUGAUUUAUUCCAUGAUGAGCGCCAGUUAGAUGGACGUUGUGAAUCGAUGAACUCAAGAUGGGGAGGCUGUAUAGUCGGCCAGCUGUCCACCUUGUUGGCUAGACUGUCACGUGGUUCAUUGAUGUUAAACCACCACCGUGUGGACGCUGAUUCGCCUUAACAUUAGACUUAACCUCUCUUUGAUUUGAUGACUUCUAACUAAGAUGGCCGACACAGAGCAGCUGUUCACGCUGACGGAAAAGUCUCCGUUUAUGGGCUACAGCCCCAGCAUAUUCCAGACCAAGUACGGCAUCAGCAGUGUGGAGAGGCUCAAGAGAUCCUCCAAGCUUGGCAAAAAACUAACCAAGAAAGCUCGAUACUCGGACAAGUCAUCAGAUAAAUACAAGGAUGAUGUUGAUAAGGAUAAAGAUGAGGUGAUCGUCAAGUCAGAGCCGCUUGAUGAUGCGGAGGAUUACUCGAUGAAAGGCAACAAGAAGCUGGAGGACUCCUCUGUUCAUUCCACCAAACCAGCCAACAAGUCUUAUCGCAACAGUUCGGACACUCUUGGCUCGCCACCUACGUCCACCUCGCCCUUCAUUUGCAAGUCCAGCCCCAGGGGCUUCGACGGUCAGUGCACCUCGCCCGGCUCCUCGGCUCUACCAGACUCGUCCACGGGCUCCUGUGAGCAGCUCUUGAGGACCGGGAACCAGAGGAGUGGGAGUAUUUCCAGCCUAGAGGACUGUUUCCACAGCACCACCUCAACCUCUUCAGGGGAGACCAUCCACUGUCAGGUCUGUGGGGAUUUAGCUGCUGGAUUUUACUGCGGCGCCUACAUAUGUGAAGCCUGCAAGAAAUUCUUCAUCCGGGCAUCAAAGUUGGACAAGCCCCGGUACGUCUGCCUGAGACAGAAAGAUUGCGUCAUCACCAAGGAGAGCCGGGUCCACUGCCAGUACUGUCGGUACCAGAAAUGUCUGCAACUCAACAUGUUCUACCCCAAAGAUGGGCAGAAGAGUGCCAACAAGGUGGGGGUGCAGGAAAUUCCUUGUCGCGUCUGCUCAGCCCCGUCCUCAGGGUUUCACUUCGGUGCUCUCACCUGCGAAGGUUGUAAGGGUUUCUUCAGGAGGAUGGUGAAAGAAAGAGAAGCCUAUACCUACAAGUGUAGCAAGAACAGUGGUUGUGAAGUCAAUGCCAUGACUAGAAACAUGUGCAAGGCUUGUCGUUACAACAAAUGUUUACAGAUAGGAAUGUCUGUAGAAGGUAGUCGCAUUGGUCGCCAGCCAAAUGCAGUGAAGCAUGCCAUUUCUCUUGAAGCCAAAAAGCAGGUAGCUCUAAAGACAGAGCCUGGCACUGGUCCCCAUAAACACGAGAUGGACACCAGCCCCUCCAAUUUUAAUUUUGAUUCUGUGGUCCUUGACCCCUGCAUGGCUGCUGAUAUGGAGGACAGCCUGCAGUCCGUGGACCACCAGACCACACACGGCACAGACAAGACCAGCCCCAUGGCUGAAUACUCACACAAGCGGACAGAAGCUAGGAGGGAUGCUGAUGACAGCUCAAACAUCCACUCGCCCCCAUCCAUCAUACAUUCACAUCAGGAAAUGUUCCGCAUGCCCUCACAAGCAGUGCAGGACCAUUCAAGACACAGCAGGGAGCCUUACCCCCACAACUCCCCACCAUUCCACCCCUGCACUCAGCUGGACAUCUACAGUCAGCCGCAGGAUGAGGGCAUUGACCUGUCCAUGUCUCGCUCACCUUUAACCAGCUCAAACUAUUCUAGUGCUCACCUGCCUGCCACCACCCACCAGAACCCCUUGCCACUACCAACCUACCAGCCCCCACCAUCCCCAUGCUAUAGUUCACCAGUCCAUACACCUCAGGGGCUGCACACCUCCCACCAGCAGCUGCACACCUCCCACCAGCAGCUGCACACCUCCCAGCAUAGACCAUCCAACAGAAACAGCUCUGUAGACAGAGACGAGGCCCCCAGACAUUACUACACCAGCAGGGAGGACUACAGCCAGCCCUACCCCACCUACCAGCACACAUAUCCAGGGCUAGCUGGUAAAGAAGGUUACCCAGAGAGGUCGUCCAGCCCGUCCCCCCAGCCAGCCAACAGCUACAACAGCGUGUGCUCAUACAACAAGCCCCACGCUGGUGAGUACCACCAGCAGCACCACAGCUCACCCUACCUGAGACCAGAGUCUGAGCCACCCCACUACAGCCAACACUACCACAGCGACAUGCCCUACCCCAACCCCCUGCUGGACUACACCAAGGACAGACAGCAACACUACAGACAGCACAUGCUCAGCCCUGACAGAUCGCCAGAGUCCUACCAGCCUCACAACCUAAGCAUCAGGCAGCCCCAGCACUACCCUCAGUACAACAGAGAACUGAUGGAAAGCAAAUCUCAGCCUAAACCCACUGCAAGACGUGGGGCAGACAGUGCCCACAUGAAACCCAACGCGCCAGUUCCACAGCUCAAUUCCCCACUGAACUAUCACAAACCUAAGCCAGCCACGCCCCAGCCAGUCCACAAGAAGUCAGCAGUACAGGAAUACAACGGGAAGUUUCUAACUUUCCAGGCUCUCCAUGAUGAGCUCAAGUCAGCUGCCACCAACCUGUUUCAUAUAUGUGUUACAGAUAGAGCCAAGUCUGAUAUCUAUGAUCCUAAAAAGUUUGAGAAUGUUGAUGCCUGCUGGGAGAGGAUGAUGGAGCAUUUCAACUUCCAUGCCAAGUGUAUCGUCCGCUUUGCUAAAAGGGUUCCAGGUUUCAAGGCCAUAAAACUUGAUGAUCAAGUUCAGAUGUUAAAGAUGGCCACCUACUGCAUUGUAAUCCUGAUCCACAGCAGAGAGUACGAGCCUGACACUGGCUUCUAUAACUACUUCAAUUUCUCCAGACUUGAAAUACCCCCUGUCAAAGAGUUGUUUCCAGAAUUUGAAAUUCUCUUCAGUCACUUUAAGCACACUGGUGUGAUGGCCAAGCGCUUGUGUCUGACAGACACAGAAUAUGCCUACCUGUCUUGUAUGUUGCUGUUGGAUGAAGAGUACCCAGGACUGGAAGAUCCUAAAAAAAUCAAGGAGUUAAAAGAAAAAUACACAGAUGCCUUCCAUGAAUAUGAAAUAGAAAACUUCCCCAACGGUAGUCUACGUUUUGGUGAAAUGCUUCUGCGCCUGUCUGAGUUCUCCCAGUUCUCCAUGCAGCACAACAUUGCCGUGGGUCUUGUCAUCACCAAAAACUCCCAGCUCCAUAUACCCCAACUGUAUGCUGAGAUGUACAACACUAAUGACUCUGGCGCUAACUCUGACUGAGGAAUGACCAGUAACAAGGAUGGAAUGGUUUAUUUAUCAGUUGGAAUAAGGUUUCUCAUAGGGCUGUGAAUUCAAGAAAAUUCCUACAUUGGAUUAUUGUAGCCAACAAUGGGCCUACUUAUUUUGUGAAUGAUCAAGGUCAGUUACAAUGUGAAGAAAAUGUGAAAGAUCCAUCUCUGAUUUCUUGCAUUGAUAACUGGAGCAAUCAUCCAGAUGCUGCAUGAUUUUUCUUAUUUCUGUCUGGAUACUGGACAUUAGGGACGUUACUUUGUUCCAAUUGGAUUCUAUUUAUAGCUCAGAAUUUUGAGCAAGCAAGCUGACCAAUCUUAGAAUAUUUUUUUAAAACUAAUAUUUUUUUAUCUAGUAUCCUUUUGGAUGAGGAUAUUUGAUGUGGGUUUAAUGUAGUAAAUUUUUGUUCUGACAGCGUUCUCUCUUCUUCUUCUUUCUCCCCCCCCCCCCUUCUUUGUGCAUGAGGUAGCAGCAGUUAAUCUUGGGUUAUUGAAGCAUCCAGUGCCUUCACCCAUUGAUAUUUCUGUACGACCCCUAUUUAGAGCAGCAAGACUAAGAAAGAAAAGCUAUUUGUAUAGACUCUAGCUACAGCUAACCUUGAUGAGAUUGUAGUCAGUAGAGUGACAUUCCAAAUGAUGUAAACAUAAACUGAACAUUUCCUCUAAAAUAUAUUGAUGAGAAUGUUUUUUUUCUUAAUGUAAUAUAUAACUUCAUUCUAUACCGGUAGCUAAGAUGGUGUUUUUUUUGUUUGUUGUAAUAAAUAUUAGCUAUUAAAACCACACAAUGUAAAAGAUACAUGAUCAACAUUUUAUUGUUACUUUCUUAAUCACCAUGAAUAGUUUUCUGUAUCAAAAUCUAUUUCUAUCUCAGGUAUUGUUUAGAUUUUUAUACUAGGGUCUGUUACUUUUAGAAAGAUAAUUUUAGUGUUAUAUCACUAAUCAGAAUUUCCUGCUUCUUCAAACUUAUUGCUUAAACUCUUAGCAUGUCAUAAGCUUCAGUCUGUUAGGAAUAAAACUGUAAACAAGGACCAUAAGAAAUUGGUUGUUUUAUUUAUGUCAACUGGUUGUGGUCAGAAAAUAUGAGAAAGAAUUCAGUAGGCUGCACUAGUUGAGCCACUCAUCAUUUAACUUCGGAAAGAUUCAUGAGCUAGUUACUAUAGAGCAAAGGCAUAUCAGCUUUAGCUAGAGCACAAAUUGCUCAUGUUGAUUGUUGUUUGUGAUUUUCAUGUGUUUGUCCAGCCAUAUAAGUUGUACACUUGAUAAGGUGUACUGAGAUGAUAAAUUAACCCAGAAAUGUCUUACCAAAUGCAUGUUGUAACAGAAUGCUAUGUUGUAUCAAGUGCCAUACACUCAUCUGGUGAUGCUCACCUAUUUAACUGACUUUUUAUUUAUGUAUAUGUUGUCAUAUUUUUAGCACUGAAAUGAUUUUUUUUGUCCAUUAAUGACUUAUUUCACUCAAUUUGCAAUUUCAAAUUCAUUUACACUCUAUUUAAUAUUUAAUACAAUUGUGAUGUUAAAAAUUUUAAAAUUUUUGUUUCAACUUGAUGUAAUGGUGGAGUUCCAUUUUGUAUAAAUUUCAUGUGACAUCAAGUUACAAGUACCCAUAUAUGUGGUGUACAGUUUUGUAUCAUUAACUAUUUAAAAUCAUGAAUGAAACAAAGGUGUCAGAAUGUUUUACCGCUGUAGAUGAGAAAGAACUUGGAUUAAAGCAUAACAAAGCUUUUGAGUCAUUCAUUUUACCAUAUAUCAUGAAUUAUUUUUAUCGCAGAAACAUUUGAACACAGUAACAAUAAAAUGAAUUGGAAUUUACAGCAGUUAUCAACAAAAACUGAAAUAGCAUUUGUCAAUUUGAAACUCAAUGGAAGGUUGCCAUAAUUUCUUGUACUCACACAGAUAAUUUUGUUAUUUCAAUUUUUUUGUAAAGGUUUGGUCAAAAUUUUAUUACACAGGAGUGCAUUAUGUAAUCUACUGCCAAGCACUCAGUUAACUAUUUAAGUGUGCUAAGUUAUUAAAGUGUAAGUUGUUUAAUGUACAUCAAAAUUUCUUUUGCUUGUUUAUUUUAGAAGAGGAAUGCUAAAUUACAAUUUGUUAUGAAACAAAAUAUGUAAAAUAAUUCCCUAAUUGUUUGACUUUUUAAACUGGUAGCUGAUUGUGUAAUUGCUCAACUCUUGGCUAGACACCUUACUGACAUUAAAUGCAGCUCUCCUAGUUGUUUCAGUACCAAACUUUCUCACUGGCCAUAGUUUUUACACUGGUAAUUCUAUUUUUGAAUAUUGUGCCUUUCAGUGGAUUGUAAUGCCUUAUGUGAUGAUAACUUACAUUUUUAAGGCACUUAAGUUAGCUUUUGUUGGUAGGAAAAAAUGUAAGGAAAGUGUGUGUUAUACCAAAAUUUGACACCUGGUGUUGGUGUUUUGGGCUAUUGAGCUAUUAGAAAAGUGCAUCUACGUUGUGUGAUAAGCUAGAUGGGUGAGAUUCUGGAUGAUUGAAUAGAUCCAGUGGUGGCACAUAACAUGCCCAGGCUGUUUACCCUCAUUGAUUUGUUUACAUGACAAACUUUUGGAUUCUACAUUUCUUUUUACAAAUAAAAUACAUCUAAAUUCAAGGAGACAAAAAUGUUACUGCACAGAAGACAAAGCUGCAUUAUGUCCACUGUUUAGUGAAAUCAGUGUAGUGCACACAUGUGCAAUGUUGAAAAUACUGCUUUGGUCUUCUAUAGCGUCAAUGUUUGAAAAUAUCUUCAACUUUCAUUACAAUGCAUUGUGUUCUUUUGGUGGAAAGUUCAGUUUGUCAGAACAGUGUGGUAGGGACCAUGUAAUAUAUGGAAUAUUUGUCUGGGGUAAUUAAGUAAAUCUGUUGAUUGUUUGAGACAAAUGGGGCUUGUGACAACAAAUAUUAUAAACAAUCAUUUGUGUAAAUACACAUCAUGUUUCUGUCUUUAGAGUCAGUUGUUUUUCUCAGUAAAAAAAUUGUAAUUAUGUCGGUGUAUAAAUUUGUUUUUAAUAAAAAUUGUACAUUUUUGGGUUAUAUAUUUUAAAAUUGCCCUUGGUAUAUUUUGGAUUUCUAUUUUAUUUCAAGUCUUUUUAUAAAACCUACCUCAUCAUACAACAUUCUUUCAUCAAAACUUGAGAGAUUUUAAAACAUAUAUUCUAUUUCUACUAGAUUGGUUUUAUUUCCUGGAAAGAUUUUCUAGAAGCAGAUAAAAAGAUAGCUGAUAAUGUUAAAUGGUAUGCAUUGAGAGAUAAAAAGACAAGUUGUGCCUAAUAGAGUGAGACCUAGUGUAAUCUAUAUAUUCACAUCUACUUGGUUUUUUUUUUUUAAUGUGGCUUUUGUUUUGGCUACUAUAUUUUACAAUAAAUGACAUACCUUAUUAAACAAGAUUUUGGAAAAAAAAAAUUAAAAUUUCAACCAAUUUUGACAGUUCAACUGAAUAAUACAUACUGAAUGAAAUGUAAAGUAGCAGCUGUAAAUUUUUGGCAGCUUAUUUAUUCCCUCAUGUACUUUUAGGUCAAAUCUUUCUAGAGGUCACAUUGUUUUGUCGUUUGGGUGGUGUUAUUUAGCCGAUGGUCACUUGGUUGAUUUAUUAUAUAAAAUCUGGAGUCUGUUAUCUUUUUGCAAUAAGUCAACAGAUAUUCUAACUUAACAAUUAACUGUACAUUGUGAAAAUGCAUAAUGGCGGUUUCAAAAAAAAGUAGAAUCUUUUUAACUAUACAAGUUUUUUUAUAGUUUCUAGGAAAUAAAUGUCUAACUGGCAUGCUGCUGCGUGUGCUUGUUAAAGUUUGUCCACAAUUUGUGGUUCGAACCAAAUUUGUUAGAGCAAUGGUAGUAUGUACAACUUGGUUUUAUGUUUGCUGUUUGAACUCAAAUGGGCGGUAGCUUGCAGUUGCCCAGCUGUUAUGUUUUGAUAUAUGACAUAUUUUUAGAUAUCAGAAUAUUGAAAUUAAAAUUGACCUUUUUUAAGUAUUUAAGACUGAAAGUUUUGUAAAAAUGUGAACCAGUUUUCCUGUUUUGUUACUCUCCCGCCUCCCUAAGGACAUAACCACAAGAAAUAAUCUUUAUACAGCUUCAAGGGCAAGCCAGCCUUUUAUUUCAUCCCCAUGUUGUUUUGACCGGUUUUAUUGGUAAAAACUGUCAUAUGGUCCGUGAUUUUUUUGUUUCAAUAAAAUAUAAACCAUAUCAAAAUG